GAAGCAUGGUGAAUGUGACUUCCGUGAGCUUAAUUAAAGAGAAAGACGUUCGAGCUUACUUAAAUCUCAUAUUUUAUCACCAGAAUACGCUAAAGUCAGCGCAGAAGGAGAAGGUCAGGCAGUUCAUGGCUUUCACGAAUGCUAGAAAGCUUAAGGAAUGCAAUUGGAACGUCGAGGUAGCCGUGGACGCUUUUUUCAAUGAUCAGCCUAGCACUUGGAGAGCUUUUGGCGGAAGUUCACAGGGUUCUGUAAAUACAGAUGCUUAUAAGCUCAAUCAGAUUUUUUCAAAGUACAAAGAUAAAGAUGAAGACGCCAUUUUAGUGGAUGGAAUGCUAGAAUAUUGCAAUGAUUUGCAUGUCGCACCUGAGGAUGUUGUGUUGUUAGUCAUCGCUUGGAACCUUGAGGCGGAGAGGAUGUGCGAAUUUAAACGACAGAAUUUUAUCAAUGGUUGGACAAAAUUGAGGUGCGAUUCCAUCGAAAAAAUGCGUGCCGCACUACCUCGACUUCGACAGUCAUUGAAAGAGGAAACCACUUUUAAGGAAGUUUAUCAAUUCACCUUUAAAUUCGGAUUAAGCGAAAAUCAGAAAUCCUUGAGUUUAGAUGUGGCGAUAGAACUCUGGCGAUUAUUGUUGAGCGAUCGUUGGCAACAUCUUGACAUAUGGAUAGAAUUCUUAAAGGAAAAGCAUGGAAAGUCGAUUUCAAAAGACACGUGGAACUUGCUGUUAGAUUUUGUGAAGCAAAUUGGUUCCGAUUUUUCUAAUUAUGAUGCUGAAGGUGCUUGGCCAGUCCUUAUUGACGAGUAUCAACACGGUGGAUUGAACUAUGGCUUUGUUGAAUUCAAUGAUCAUCGUUCCGCCGAACAGGCUCUUCAAACACUUAAUGGACGAAAGAUAUUCAACAUGGAGAUUAAGGUGAACUGGGCUUUUCAAGGGCAACAAGGUCACAAAGAGGAUACCUCAAGUGAAUGGCUUGGGAGUCGAGCUAUUCGAUGCAAUUGGGCCAAUCAAAAAGGACAACCGGGUCCUGGAAGCACAUCAGAGCGGCAAGGUAAUCCUUCGCAAGCGCCUCAACUAUCCUAUGAUAUCGUCGUCGCUCAAACUCCGCAAUAUAAUUGCACCGUAUAUGUCGGAAACUUAACACCCUACACUACACAGGAUCACUUGAUACCAUAUUUCCAACCUUUCGGGUUUAUCAUUGAGGUCCGCAUGCAAGCCGACAGGGGUUUCGCCUUCGUGAAACUGGACUCCCAUGAAAAUGCUGCAAAUGCGAUCGUGAACCUUCAAAAUACUAACAUUAACGGUCGAAUUAUCAAAUGUUCCUGGGGAAAAGACCGAGCUCCUGAAGCGACCACGGCUGCCUAUCAUCCCUAUGGUGUGCAGAAUGCCGCCUAUAAUUACAGCCCUUAUGGAUAUUACGGGAACCACACCGGCCAUCAUUAUUCUAACGCAGAAAGCGCCGGCUGGGAACAGUAUUAUAAUAAUGGAUAUGAAACUUAUGGACAACAAUACUACCCGUACGGAUAUGGUCAGGCGGUUCCACCUGGGGCUCCGGGAAUGGGCACCCCUACGUCUCCGCAUGCCGUUGCCGGCG
Messenger RNA from Acaulospora colombiana, 1590 nucleotides. NCBI's taxonomy places the organism in Eukaryota, Fungi, Glomeromycota, Glomeromycetes, Diversisporales, Acaulosporaceae. The record is from the annotation of a GenBank genome assembly.